AUGUCUGAAGAUCUUCAUCGCUCUAGAGAAAAUAAUAUUCGUGAAUUUUGGAGAAAUGAGAUGUGGGAAGAUGCGGAAGAUGAUGUUGAUCGAAUGAUGAUUACGCUACUUGAGAAGGAAGAGCAGAGACGUCAAGAAACUCGAAGUUCUCGAAGAGCUACAAAUCGGAGGUAUGUGGACCGGGAUCGUGAAGACAGGCAUGUUUGCCUUGUCCGAGAUUACUUCUCGGAUGUUCCAACAUUUCACGCUGAAGUCUUUCGACGACGAUUUCGCAUGCGAAGAGAGUUAUUUGUUCCCAUAGUCGAUGCCUUGACAGAUUAUUCAGAGUAUUUUCAGUGGAGGAGAGAUGCAAUUGGAAGGAAAGGUUUGUCACCACUUCAAAAAUGCACGGCGGCUAUUCGUCAAUUGACAUAUGCAUCCCCCGCCGACUCUCUAGAUGAGUAUGUACGGAUGGGUGAGAGAACUUCCCUUGAUUGCUUGAUCAACUUCUGUCGAUGUAUGAUCGAUGUGUAUGGGGCACGAUACUUGCGAAGACCCAAUGCUGCUGACACUCAACGCUUGCUUCAAAUGCAUGAGCAGAGACACGAUUUUCUUGGAAAGUUGGGCAGCCUUGAUUGCAUGCAUUGGGAGUGGAGGAAUUGCCCCAUCACUUGGAAAGGUUAG
Molecule: messenger RNA, 663 nt
Organism: Zingiber officinale
Lineage: Eukaryota; Viridiplantae; Streptophyta; Magnoliopsida; Zingiberales; Zingiberaceae
Exons: 1
Coding region: 1-663 (220 amino acids)
Source: RefSeq, a predicted model, not a curated record